GAUCAUAUAUGCUGUUCCUAAAACAUCUGAGAGAAAUAGAGCAGCUCAGUCGGUGCUCAGCUCAGAACAAAACAACCACAAAAAGAGACAACAGCAGAGAAUUUGAGACCAAGCAAAAGGUAAAAUGGAAAACUUCGACAUUUUAGGUGGCGAUUAUGAAUACUCAGAUUACAACUACACAGGUGUCGGCAACAUCACUAUACCUGAAGGAACAUUUUUACAACACAAACCAAGUUGUCUGAAGGAAGGCACGUGUGUGCUUCUGACUGCAAUCAAUGUGGUAAUUUUCCUGCUGGGCUUUUUUGGGAACAUGCUGGUCAUCUGGAUCUCUGGCUUUAAGAUGAGGAAGACUGUGAACACCACUUGGUACCUGAGCCUUGCCAUCUCUGACUUUUUCUUCUGUGCUUUUCUGCCAUUUAACAUCUCCUACAUGGCAAUGAAAGAGUGGCUCUUUGGUUCCUUCAUGUGCAAGUUCACCUCUGCAGCAAUGUUCAUCAACAUGUUCAGCAGCAUCUUCCUCCUCAUCGUCAUCAGCAUGGACCGCUGCGUGUCAGUCGUGUUUCCAGUUUGGGCCCAGAACCACCGCUCUGUCCAAAAGGCAUCAGCUGUGGUUGUUUUCGCUUGGCUUCUCGCCAUCGGAAUGAGCAUUCCCUCAAUGAUCUUUCGUGAGGUCCAGACGACUGAUGGAAAUCAGGUCUGCUUCAACAAUUACGUCCGAAAACAACACAGUCACAAGAUUAUUGCUGUGACCCGCUUCAUUGCGGGUUUUGUGGUUCCGUUCACCGUCAUUAUCAUCUGUUACUCCAUCAUCAUCUUCAAACUUCAAAACAACAGGAUGACAAAAUCCUCCAAACCGUUCAAAGUAAUGACUGCACUCAUUGUUACAUUUUUUGUGUGCUGGCUGCCUUACCACGUGUUUUCCCUGCUGGAGCUGAACCACCACCACCAUGACCACAACACUUUAACCACUGGACUUCAAGCGGGUGCCAUUUUAGCAUCAGCAAAUAGUUUCCUCAAUCCAUUGCUGUACGUCUUCAUGGGAAACGACUUCAAGAAGAAGCUAAAGAGCUCUUUGCUUUCAAAGAUGGAGAACGCAAUGGCUGAUGAAGGACGCACUACCAGUCGAUACCUGUCCAGGUCCAGCUCAAUGGACGGCAGAGCUUCCACGCACAUUUAGAGGCGUGGACGCUUAAACGAAGCAAAAAAAAUAAAAAAAAAUGUCUAGAAAUAUAUUUUGACAGUGAGUACAUUUCAUUAAAUAUAUAUUGAAAUCAAAUCUGUUUAUAUUUACUAAAAAAACAAUCAUGUAAGUGAUGUAAAUGAUAUGGUUCUAAGUGUUAAAUAAUCAAGAUUUAUAAAAAUCAGUUGUAUUUUAUAUGCAAAUACAAACAAUGCACUCAUCCAUUGCAAAAACCUUAUAUAUUUACGUUCAAGCAUGCUCUCAAGCAUUACAUCCACCAAAGGUUUGCUCUUUGCAAAUAACAGAAACAUUUUCUGGCUUUGGACCUGACUGGGUUGACUUGAUUGUUCAGAGUGCCAUGUGACAAAAUUGUAAUAACAGCAACAAAGUUCGGAUUCUACUCUUUAAUGUGCAACGGACCAAGAUGGAGGACAUGAAAAUAUCGUUGUUCCUCGGAUACUCUGAACUGUUUUUACCAGACGUGAGUGGAGUUGUUGUCAUCUCUUGCUGCACACUUUUUUGACAAUGUGUUAAAGAUUCUUAAAAGAAGUCAUGUAAGGAAAUGUGUACAUAUGUAAUUUGAUAUAUAAAAUCUUUAUUGUCAUCUGUUCAAUAAAAAACUGAAUCUGCU
Molecule: messenger RNA, 1811 nt
Organism: Xiphophorus couchianus (Monterrey platyfish)
Lineage: Eukaryota; Metazoa; Chordata; Actinopteri; Cyprinodontiformes; Poeciliidae
Gene: cmklr1
Product: chemokine-like receptor 1
Exons: 2
Coding region: 125-1177 (350 amino acids)
Biological process (GO): phospholipase C-activating G protein-coupled receptor signaling pathway; positive regulation of cytosolic calcium ion concentration; inflammatory response
Cellular component (GO): plasma membrane
Molecular function (GO): complement receptor activity; G protein-coupled receptor activity
Source: RefSeq, a predicted model, not a curated record